AUGAGCCUAUUGUCUCUUUGUGGGAAAAUUGAGAACCACUUGACUGAGCCCCUGAAUGAGGUUGCCCAAUCCAAAACAUUAAAGAGAAAUUUGUUCACAGACUGGGAUUGUAAGAUUAAGCCGGUUCUUCGAAACCUACUCAUCCCACUGAUCUUCGCAUUGGGAACCUCGGUGGAUCAGACCAAUCCAAGAGUGGUGGUGAAAUGGGAUACGCCAGAGGAUGGGUGGAGCAAGGUAAACUUUGAUGGUGCUUCUGCAGGAAAUCCAGGUCAAAGUGGUAUUAGUUGUAUUCUGAGGGACUCUGAUGCUCUCUCUAUAAAAGAAAUCUCUGAAAAGAUUGGUGUGGCUACUAAUAAUGAAGCGAAAUUCAGAGUGGCUUUAAAAGGUCUUAAGUUAGGGAAGGAGCUAGGGGUGCAGAGAAUUCAUUUGGAAGGAGAGUUAUUAAAUGUUAUUAAUGCAAUCCACUAUAAUAGCAUCCCUAGUUGGCGCCUUAACCAGUGGCUUCAACCAAUCCUGGCGUUGCUAUCUACCUUUGAUGAAUUUUGGGUUAGCCACAUCUACAGGGAAGCUAAUGGUGAAGCUGAUAGACUUUCUAAAUUGGCUAUAGCCGUGGGUGACCCCACUUGA
Molecule: messenger RNA, 627 nt
Organism: Cryptomeria japonica (Japanese cedar)
Lineage: Eukaryota; Viridiplantae; Streptophyta; Pinopsida; Cupressales; Cupressaceae
Exons: 1
Coding region: 1-627 (208 amino acids)
Molecular function (GO): RNA-DNA hybrid ribonuclease activity; nucleic acid binding
Source: RefSeq, a predicted model, not a curated record